Messenger RNA from Condylostylus longicornis, 2448 nucleotides. It is a transcript of the gene Oatp33Ea, whose product is annotated as solute carrier organic anion transporter family member 74D. Gene Ontology annotation, biological process: transmembrane transport; sodium-independent organic anion transport. The coding region runs from base 202 to 2367 and encodes 721 amino acids. Gene Ontology annotation, molecular function: protein binding. The record is from RefSeq and is a predicted model, not a curated record. Gene Ontology annotation, cellular component: membrane. Lineage: Eukaryota; Metazoa; Arthropoda; Insecta; Diptera; Dolichopodidae. The transcript has 8 exons.
CAUCAUGUAAAAAAAAAAUCGAAUUGCAAAUCUAUUAAAGCGUGAAUGAAACCAUUUGAUUUUUUUUUUCAUAGAUUGUGCAUUCAUAUUCUACUACGAAAUAAUAACAAAAAAUUAUAACAGUUUAUAUAUUUUAUAACAGUUUAUACAUAAUCUUGAUUAAAUAGAUAUAGAUUGCAAUUUAAAAUUUCACUUUACAUUAUGGUACAUCUUGAUUAUCUUUGCGGUUAUAAAUUUUAUCAUCCGAAAUGGAUUCAACGUUUUGCAACCACAAAAACUUAUAUAGCUAUUUAUGGAUUACUUGGUACUAUACAAGCAAUGUCUCAUAUGUAUAUAAUUGUAACAUUAACAACUAUGGAAAAACGUUUUAAAAUGCCAAGUGAAACAACAGGGAUUAUUUUGAGUGGAAAUGAAAUUUCACAAAUACUUUUCUCAAUAAUUUUAUCAUAUUAUGGUGGAAAACGUAAUCGUCCACGUUGGAUAUCAUGGGGUAUAACAUUUUGUGCAAUGUCAUGUUUCAUUAUUGCAUUACCACAUUUUAUUUAUGGUGCUGGCGAUGAUAUUUUACGUUUAACAAAAGAAUAUGAAGUGGAAAAUGAGAAUAUUAAUUACAAUAAAAAUUUUAUUAUAAAACCGAAUAAUGAACAAGAGUAUUUGUUGCGAAAUACAAGUGAUAGUGUUAGUAAUAUGAUAAAUACUUUCAAUAAAAAUUCAUCUGAAUUAAAUUCAAAUCGAAAUCAGGCGUUAUGCAAUUCAAAAAGGAUAUCUAGCUUUUUAUUAUCCGCGUCAUCAUCAACAUUUCCUCCUAACGGAAUACAACCAUCAUUUUCCAAUAAUUUAUCGUCAUUGGUCAUCAUACCAAAGAUUUCCAAUGAAUUCGAAUGCAAUAAAAAUGAAAUUGUUAUGUAUGUGGUACCAUUAGUUUUAGUGUUUUUUUCACAAUUUGUUUUGGGAAUUGGGAAUUCUCUUUAUUAUGCUUUAGGACAAACUUAUUUGGAUGAUAAUACAAAUAAAACAAAAACUCCAUUAAUGUUAGCAUUUGCGAUGACACUACGAAUGAUUGGACCUAUCAUUGGUUUCUUUUUGGGUUACGGUUCUUUAAAUUUAUUUAUCGAUUUUCGAAAAACUCCUUUAAUAAAUGCAAAAGAUCCAAGAUGGUUGGGAGCCUGGUGGUUUGGAUGGAUUAUUUUAGGUAGCGUUAUGCUGAUUUUUGCAUUUUUGAUGGGAUUAUUUCCAAAAACUAUGCCGCAACAUGAAAAUAGUCAAAUUGAUUUGGAAAAUAUCGAAAAUGAUUUGAAUAGAAAAUUUAAAUUAAAAAAUAAUAUGCAAAUGACUAAAGAUUUCUGGAGAACUUUACUUAGAAUCUUACGUAAUAGAUUAUUAAUGUGUAAUAUAUUUUCGGGAACAUUUUAUUUGCUUGGUGCACUUGGUUAUAUGACAUUUCUGGCGAAAAUUAUGGAAGUACAAUUUUUUAAAAGUCGUCGUGAUGCAACAAUAAUUAUUGGACCAAUGAUUGUAGCUGGUAUGAUUAUUGGAUUUAUUGUUUCAGGUGUAACAAUUUCUAAGAGGAAACCGAAUGCUAGUAAAUUACUUACAUGGAAUAUUAUAGUUGGCAUUAUUCAUUUAUGUUUUAUAGUUAGCCAUUUUUUUAUAUAUUGUGAAGAUACUGUUAUCAAAAAUAUCGGUAAAAAUUUAAAUUUCAUAACGCCUUGUAAUAUGAAAUGUCAAUGCAAUGCCAGAAAUGUUACUUAUUAUCCAAUUUGUGAUAAAUUAACUGACAUUACUUAUUUUUCUCCUUGUCAUGCCGGUUGCCAGACUUGGAAUUCAACAAUGAAGGCCUAUACAAAUUGUCAGUGUCUUAUAAAUGAUGUAAAAGAAAUAAAAGCAGAAAAUAGAUUUUUAAAAUCAGGGCAUUGUUUAAAAAAUUGUGGUCUUAUAUUUAUAUCAUUUGCAAUUUUAUCAAUGGCCUCUAAUUGUUUAGUAUCUACUGGAAAAAUUGGCAAUAUUUUAGUUAGUUUUCGAGCAAUACCAUCUCAAGAUAAAUCUAUUGCACAAGGAUUAAUUUUAACAUUAGUUAGUUUAUUAGCAUCUAUUCCUGGACCUAUAAUAUAUGGAAGAAUAAUUGAUAUGACUUGCUUAAAAUGGAAUAUAAAAUGUGGAAAAUAUGGGAAUUGUCAAUAUUAUGAUCAAACAAAAUUUCGUUACUAUUUGAAUAUUACGGGAUUUGGUCUGACGUUAAUUGGAGUUUUCUUUGAUUAUUUUGUUUGGCAUUAUGGAAAAAAUCUAGAAUUAUAUAAUGAGAAUGGUAGUAUGAGAAAUGAAAGAGUUGCAAGUCGAAAAGAUGGGAAUAAAGCAAUAGCAAAAUAGUAAAAUUUGGGAUUUAUAGAAUUUUUUUUUAAAUGUAUUUUUUUCUUAAAAUGAUAAAUACAAAAUUUUCAAAAAUUACAA